CACUCAACACUCACCACUCAACCUCACAACCUCCCUAGUCCUCACUCCUCACUAUGGUCCGCGUUUCUGCUCUUGUUGGCCUCGGCCUGGCUGCCGUUGCCUCUGCCCACCCCGGCCACGAUGUCAAGGCUGAAGCCGCUGAGCGCGCUGCUGCCUUGAAGGGUAUCCGUGCCCGUGGUGUCGAGCAGUGCUCGACCCAGCUCGCCGCUCGCGGCGUCGAGGCCAACAACAUUGCCCGCCGCGAGCAGACUCUCAAGACCCUCCGCAAGGCCCGUGGUCUCGACGGUCCCCUCCUCAAGGCCCGCGACCUCACCCCGCUUAAUGAAACACAUGAGUCCGACCUGGUUGUCGACCUCGCUGUUGAUCCUGAGGUUCUCUUCUCCUCUGGUGGCUCGUGCGUCCUCGCUGAGGAUGUCACCCAGGGUCCAUACUACGUGAGCGGAGAGCUCAUCCGCAACAACCUCGUCGAGGACCAGGAAGGUGUCCCGCUGUAUCUGGACAUUCAGCUCAUCGACUCCAACUCUUGCGAGCCCGUCCCCGACGUCUACAUUGACUUUUGGCACUGCAACGCUACUGGUGUCUAUUCUGGUGUCGUCGCAUCCGGCAAUGGAAAUUCUGAGGACGAGUCAAACUUAGACUCGACUUUCCUCCGCGGCCUUCAGCGCACCGAUACCCUCGGCGUUGCCUCCUUCCACUCCAUUUUCCCAGGACACUACACCGGACGCGCAACACACAUCCACGUCCUCUCGCACCCCGCCAACAGCACAAAUGUAAACCGCAACAACGAAACCAUCACAGACAUCUACUCGUCGAAAUCCUCCCACGUCGGCCAGAUCUUCUUCGACCAGGACCUCAUCACGCAGGUCGAACUCUCCAGCCCCUACGCCAGCAACACGCAGGAACUCACCCUCAACGCGGACGACAGCAUCCUCCUCCAGGAGCUCAACAGCGACAUCGAUCCGUUCGUCUCCUACGUGCUGCUGGGCGAUGAUAUUACCGAGGGCGUGUUUGCUUGGGUGACGGUUGUCGUUGAUUCGUCUGCUAGCACGGAUGUUUCGCCUGCGGCGUACUAUACUGAGGAAGGGGGUGUGGAGAACGAGAACUCGGGUAUGGGUGGGUUUGGGGGUGGUAGCGGCAGUCCUGGUGGUGAGAUGCCCAGUGGUGGUGUGCCUAGUGGCAUUCCAACUGGUGCUCCUCCUUCUUAGGUGAUCAUAUGGGGUAUUGAGUACUUGGAGUAGAUUAGUUGGUUGCUUAGUGAUAGGUAGAACCGUGGUCGUGUACUAUACCAAUCUAGAACAUGUCAGAGUGUUUAUCUUAUGGAUCAUUCUUCAUUGGC
This is a messenger RNA of Aspergillus calidoustus, 1336 nucleotides long. The record is from the annotation of a GenBank genome assembly. NCBI's taxonomy places the organism in Eukaryota, Fungi, Ascomycota, Eurotiomycetes, Eurotiales, Aspergillaceae.